AAAGAGGGAUUCACCUCCUCACUGUAGUUUUGAAAUAAAUGGGCUCCUCAGACAAUUUUCAAACCCCAGCAAUAACCAAGUAAAGAAGGGAGUACACGCUUCAGUUCUUGUUUUAGAGGGUAACAAUUUCCAAGGAACUUUGCUCUUUGCAGAAAGACUUUUUUAUGCCCUCCUACUUGCCGUUCGAAAUCCACCAACCACAAAAUUUACUCCAUCCCCUUUUUUCUCUCUCCCUUCCACACUCCCUCUCUCUUUUUUAGCAGCUAGAUACGAGCCCGCCAUAUUAGAGAGAUGGAAAUAAAGCUUCCUUAAUGUUGUAUGUGUCUUUGAAGUACAUCCGUGCAUUUUUUUUUUAGCAUCUAACUAUUCCUCCCCUGUAGCCCUCGGCCCUCAAAUCACCCUCUCCCAUACCCCACCCGACCAACAUCUCCCAUCUCAGUCUCUGAAAAUGCACAAAGAUGCCUGGCUACCUCGCCCUGCCUUCGGUCUCACGGGGCUCAGUCUCUUUUUCUCUUUGGUGCCACCAGGGCAGAGCAUGGAAGUCACAGUACCUACCACCCUCAAUGUCCUCAAUGGCUCUGAUGCCCGUCUGUCCUGCACCUUCAACUCCUGCUACACAGUGAACCACAAGCAGUUCUCCCUGAACUGGACUUACCAGGAGUGUAAUAACUGCUCCGAGGAGAUGUUCCUCCAGUUCCGCAUGAAGAUCAUUAACCUGAAGUUGGAGCGGUUCCGGGACCGUGUGGAGUUCUCGGGGAACCCCAGCAAGUACGAUGUGUCGGUCACGCUGAGAAACGUGCAGCUGGAGGACGAGGGCACCUACAACUGCUACAUCAUGAACCCGCCCGACCGCCACCGCGGCCACGGCAAGAUCUACCUGCAGGUCCUCAUGGAAGAGCCCCCUGAGCGGGAUUCCACGGUGGCGGUGAUCGUGGGCGCCUCCGUCGGGGGCUUUCUGGCUGUGGUCAUCUUGGUGCUGAUGGUAGUCAAGUGCGUGAGGAGGAAAAAAGAGCAGAAACUGAGCACGGAUGACCUGAAGACGGAGGAGGAGGGCAAGACGGAUGGAGAGGGCAACGCGGAGGAUGGCACCAAGUAACCGGCGGGCGGCCCUGCAGCCCCUCCCUCGUGUCCCGUCUCCCUCCCGCCCUCUGCCCGCACAGCGUGCCCCCGCCUGCCCUCUCUUGGUGUGCUUCUCUCGAUCCAGGUUCCCAGGGCCCACCUGGGGCCUCCUGAACCCCUCCCUUCGUAUCUCCCACCCUUGCACCAAGAGUGACCCACCUCUCUUUCAUUCGAGAAAACUGCCCCUGAGGCGUCUGGGAUGUGUGGGCCCUGAGGGGAGGGAGAGGUGGGCUCAGAACUGCCAGCCCCUGAGAGGAGGCAGGAGGCCCAGAGGCCCGUGGGGCUGGGGACACAGACGCGGACGGGGAGGGUGGGCCGCGGUGGAGGAGGCCAGCUGUCCGGCUUGCCCGGGGCGUGGACUGCUCUGGGGGUGGUUUCAGAGGGACCCGCAGGUGGGAGGGGCUCUGCUGUGCUGCCCCUAGAAGGUGUGGCAUUGCUCUGCUCCCUGAGCUGUUCCCAGGCCUGGGCAGCUUUGUCAUGGGGUUGCUUGUGGGUCCCUCUGACUUGAGCAUGUGUUGAGAGGAUGACUGCAUUUCUUGGACAAUGAAGGGAAGCCCGGGCCGGAGGCAACUGGAGACAAGCCUUGGCCCAGGGAGCUCUGCUUCCCCCACUUCUCCAUUGAUAGUCGCUCCCACAGAAGCCUCAGGGUUUCUCCUGGCUCCUGACUCCUUGGGAUCUCUGGGGCGAGAAAAGUACCGCAGGGCUAUUGUAUUGAGCUGGGCUGUGGCUGGGUCGUGUCUCUCCAGGUGGUGAUCGUUUUUCAUCUAAGUUACCCGCUAAUAGGAGACAGGUGGCAAAGUUAGCCUAGGGAUGGGGGCGCUCUGUUUUGGAGUUCAAGGCCGCCUGCCUGCUCCCACAAGGUGGCCGCCCUCACCUGGGCCGGGAACAGCCAAGGUGUGGAGGUGAGGAGCCGGUGGGCAGAGGGGGGCUUCCCUGGGGCUUCUGCUCAAACUUUCCCGUUACCCUCACAGGGUUUCAUCUGGCUCUUGUCCCUGAGGGACGCAUGAGGGGAGCCUUGGAGCCUCUGAGGCCCCAUGGCCGUGUCACAUCUGGAGCCACGUUACCCCUCCCCUGCCCUGACAGCUCCCUCUGUGGGGACGAAAGUAGCGUGAGUGGGGAGCCACCGUUCACUGCCAUUUCACUCGCAUGAAGACGGGAUUGGUUAAGCCUCAGGAGAGGGAGAGAGUCGGAGAGAAACUGCCUUGGAAAACGCUCAGAGAUCAACUAAGCCAAGUCCCUCAUACUACAGACGAUGGGGAAACUGUGGUUUAAACUCGCAGAACCGAGGGGCCUGCUUCUCCCCUGGUUCCUCAGUAUCCAGUUGGAAUCAGUGGAGCCACAGUUUGCCCCACGGGAAGGGCAGGGGCAGGGGGACCGAGACGUGGGAGGUGAGGAGAGGGAGGUGGGUUCCUCCAGCCCGAUUCAUGUCUGGGAGCCCAGCCCCUCCAGGCUGUGACUGAGGCAGGGAUGGGGUGAUGGGGGUGGGGGGCAGAGCUGCUGGUAUGGCACCGCCCGCCCCCACCCAGGCUGACUCUUGCAGCACUUCCCAGCCUUCCUUGGAGCUCAGGCCCUGCCCGGGCUCAGGGCGUCUGUGCCCAGGGCAGGACCAAGUCUGGGGAAAGAGGGUGGAGACAGGACUUUGACAGCCUCAGGGACCGUUCUCUGUCUCUACCCAGAAGGUGGCCAGUUUGGAGAAAGAGCGAUAGCAUCUGGGUGAUUCAGUUUAAUUCACUUCAAUCCAACAUCCAUUUAUUGAGCAUCUCCUGUGUGCCAGGCACGGUGCCAGGUGCUGGGGAUGCACACAAAGCCAUAACACAGUGGGGAACUGCAAAGUCAGCACCGUGGGGACCAAGAUGAAAUUUUUUUUUUUUUUUUGGUGCCUCUAUUUCCACCUCUGCAGCCACUGCUUCCAGGGCUGGAGUAGGAGAAGGAAGAGAUUCCAGAAUCUGGGUCCUGGGAAGGGAAGAAAGAAAGGAGAGAUGGAAGACCCAGUAGGGAAGAGGGUGAGAGACCGGGCAGAGUGGGCACAGGGCAGGGGAUGGGCAACCAGCCCGGUGGUUCCUGGGUGGGAUGAGUCCAGCUCAUCCGGAGAUUCUAACUCAUCAGUACCUAACUGCCAAUCAACACACUGCCAAUGGGGGUGGGCUAAACCCCCAGGAUGCCUGGGGCUGGUGGACAUUGCCUGUCCUUGGAGCCAACCAGCAGAGAGGGGAGAGGAGGGUGGUGGGCACCCUCAUUCCAGCUGAGACCGAGGGUGGUUGUAAUAACACGUCUGCAGCUCGCAGAUUUCACUUUUUGGCAACUUCCUCAGUGCUCUCCUCUUCCAGGAGGAGUGAGGAGCUGUGCGGAUGCUGGGAGCUUAUCUUUUUUUUCCAGGACUCAUAACAUUUAGGGGAAUGAUGUGCAAGGUUCCCUAGGUUUAUUCUAAGGAAUCCUAACUCUCCAUAAAGAAGCCCAAGACUUCUGGGUUCCUUCCUUUCUCUGCCCUGACCUAGAGGGUCCAAUGGAGAGCACUACCUCUCCAGGGGCCUCAGGCGCCCGAGCAGACUGGGAUGGGCCGGGAACCACCUUUGCCCACCCCUGAGGCACUUUCUUCCCGAGCCUCUUAGAGUCUCUUCCAGAGAUGUCAUAGAGCUGCCUCCCCCAGGGCAAUGAGGUUGGGAACAAAGUGGAGGGCUUCUGUGAGUUGAGGUGGGAAACCGGUGAGAUGUUUCCACGGCACCCUGCUUGCUCUGUACACCAGCAAGGUCUUCCUCUUCCUGUACCGUGCACCUCAAGCCCUACUUCCGGCCGCAUGUUCCUGUCAGUCACUGUGCUCUGCUGGGAUCAGUCUGCUGGUUUUCUCAACUGCCCCCUGCUUCUCCUGCUCUCUUGGAAGCCCUAUCUGUCUCUUCCUUCUAGUUAAGGGCCACUGUAAAGAGAGAUGGGCUGGCCAACCCAUGGGAUUUAGCUUAUCAGAACAAAGCACACUUUUUCAGGACUGAAAUGCCUUGAGGUGCCUUGGAACUGGCUUUGGAAAUAGCUAUCUGCCCCCUUAGCUGUGGACCAAUCACCAGUUAUUCCUGAUUUAUAAAAAGGAAAAGCCGACUGGAUCCACGCUUCUCCGUGUGAGUCCCCUCGGCGAGGCUGGGCUGGUAAGUAUUUGCAAGGUCAGGUUAAGCAGAUGGACAACUGAAAAUAAUGGCCAGGUCCAAAAGGACAGUCCCAGGCCAUGGGAAGGGCUUGGUGCAAUUGGAACGGGUGAUGAAUCAAGAACUUUUUCUUCUUACUUAUGUCUUAAGGAUAGAAAGCCUGUGUCUCUUGCUGUGCCUCUUGCUGAUGUCUUCCUUUAUUGAAGCUUGCUGAUGCAUUUGUACAUAGUCUAUAUAUAAGUAGAGAUAUAUCUCCAAAUAUAAAACAUCUCACUACAUCCACCCCCAAAGUUACACUGUGGUGGUGGCGGGGGUGGG
Molecule: messenger RNA, 4568 nt
Organism: Phacochoerus africanus (Common warthog)
Lineage: Eukaryota; Metazoa; Chordata; Mammalia; Artiodactyla; Suidae
Gene: SCN2B
Product: sodium voltage-gated channel beta subunit 2
Exons: 4
Coding region: 449-1096 (215 amino acids)
Biological process (GO): regulation of sodium ion transmembrane transporter activity; membrane depolarization during cardiac muscle cell action potential; cardiac muscle cell action potential involved in contraction
Cellular component (GO): membrane; voltage-gated sodium channel complex
Molecular function (GO): sodium channel regulator activity
Source: RefSeq, a predicted model, not a curated record